Cottoperca gobio is the source of this 1603-nucleotide messenger RNA. RefSeq names its product MCL1 apoptosis regulator, BCL2 family member b (gene mcl1b). The transcript is spliced from 4 exons. The coding region runs from base 204 to 989 and encodes 261 amino acids. Gene Ontology annotation, cellular component: mitochondrial outer membrane. Gene Ontology annotation, molecular function: channel activity; BH domain binding. Lineage: Eukaryota; Metazoa; Chordata; Actinopteri; Perciformes; Bovichtidae. Gene Ontology annotation, biological process: release of cytochrome c from mitochondria; extrinsic apoptotic signaling pathway in absence of ligand; intrinsic apoptotic signaling pathway in response to DNA damage. The record is from RefSeq and is a predicted model, not a curated record.
UGCUUCACUUCCGCUACACUCCGACACGACCAUGGAUAAUGAGUGAACGCUAGAGAAUAGGCUAGCUUCUUCUUUUUUUUUAAACAAGCUAGCAUACAUUUCUCAAAUUACCCAAUUUAUUUUUUAAAGAAAUCAAGUAAGCGUACUUUUUAAAGCUCAUAAUCCAAACGAAUAUUAAUCUGACAACACUGGCAGCGUUUAACAUGACGACCAUGAGCCAUUACAAUCUCCCUCAAAAUGGAGUCGCGGAGGGAGCGAUGCACUACGGCUUGGGAAAUUCCUCCCCGAAAGAUUCUCACAGCGGGAAUGUGGGGUUAAACGAUGCCCCAAAACGACCCAAGAGCCUGGGAGUGAAGACAACAAAAGCUAGCAACGACAUGGACGACGAGUCGUUGCCGUGUAGUCCGGAGCUGCUGUCCGACAGCGAGGACUCCGGCUGCGGGGCGGUGGAUGAGGUGCUGGAGAACGACACGAGGCAACUCAUCAGCUGUGUGCUCAGAGACUUAACCGAGCCGUCCAAGUCCUCGUGGAUGGAGAGCCCAGAACUAACAACAAUGAAAAGAGUUGUGGAAGACCUUUUGUUGAAACACAGAUACGCAUACAAUGGUAUGUUGAAAAAGUUGCCCCUGGAUGACUGUACAGACGAUGCCAGUUUUGUUAGCGCAGUAGCCAAGAGCCUAUUUGCGGACGGAACCACCAACUGGGGCCGUAUCGCGAGCCUGGUGGCCUUUGGGGCAGUGGUGAGUCGGUACCUGAAGGAGAGAGGAAGGGACAACGACGUGGAGCUGGUGGGACAGCAGAUAGCCACAUACUUGCUGUCUGACCAGCGGGACUGGCUGGUGAAAAACAAUGCCUGGGAUGGCUUUGUUAAGUUCUUUCAAGUAGCAGACCCAGAGUCCACGGUGAGGAACACGCUCAUGGCCUUUGCUGGAUUUGCUGGUAUUGGGGCGACACUGGCCUUGUUGAUCAGGUCCUCUGAUGUAAUGUGAGAGCCAGUGAUCUCCGACGCUGUACCUGGAUGGAACAUCAUCAGCCCAAAGAAAACUCUACAAACACCAAAGUCCUGUCCUGCAGCACCAUUACUUAUGACAUGUGACUGAACACUGAUUCUGUGUAUUAUCCCUUUAACAGAAUGAAGCGCUCCCCUCAACACUCUACAAUGGAUUGAAUAAGCACUUUAUCUCCUUUAGUGUCUCCUUCCUCUCUGGGUUUUAUUGUCAUGCACUUAAAUAUCACUUUUUAACUUCAAUGUUGCCUAUUCUCCGCUCCUGUGCACAUUUUAUUUACAUUAAAGGCUUAGUGAUAUCUAAUGUUGAGAUCCUACCUUUACUCAGCGACGAUUUCUUCCCAGAAUCUCUAAUUCCGUCAUUAUCAAGUAUUUUUUAUUGGAACUACUUUCUACUGAAGAAAUAGACCCGGUGGAAUUUGACCUCAGUGACUCGGUUAUUGUUUUAAGGAAAUAUUUGUUGCUGUUUAAGUUUUGGAUGUGUUAAGCUGCAGAAAUGACAUUUCACUAACCUUUGUUGUGUUGCAUUAAGGCCAUGUGGAACAAAAGAUUCUUUUAUAUUCUUAUUUAUAAAUGAGUUUUAGAAUAAAUUGCUGU